CGGAACCCCGAAGAUACGGCAUUGAUUUGUCUGAUCCUGUACAAGCACGCCUUCGACAAGACCUUCACAUGGAACCCAGACUAUGAGACUGUAGACUAAUCAGAGACGGAGGUUAUGGCUACAAGCAAACGUGACUAUGAGGUGACCGGGCUUGGUGGGCUGGGUAAAUGGAAGAGAAAUGGACGUUUGGGAAAGGCGUACGUGAUACCAAAGGACAAGGACCUGCAACACUGGAGACCGAUCGCACCAGCAUGCGGAGAUCCGGCAGUGAUGGCGCAACGCAGGUGUGCCCGAGCCCCAAAUUGCCUUAUUACAAGGUUUCCAAGGGUGAGGCAUUUUAAUCUCAGAUCUGCAUAUGAGAUGAAGAGAGAACUUGACCAGUUCGGAAGUCUUCUGCAAAAAGAAGGAUGCAGUAUGGCAAUGGGAAGAUGUUACGACAUUAAGGAGAUGUUCUCCUCGAUAUCCCACUCGUUUGUGAAGGAUGCAGUGUCAGAGUUGGUCAUGUACUUCGAGAAGCGGGGCUGGAGGCAAGUGAGAGUGGCGAACAGGGGAAAGUUGUGUCAGAUGUCGAAAACGACACGGAGAGAGGAGGGCUACACCACGGUGAAACUAGAUAUGCUUCACAUUAUGGUGGAAUAUGAUCUAUCGCAUCCCUAUAUGAUGCACGGUGACGUGAUCAGAAGGCAGCUUGUGGGAAUCCCCAUGGGGAAGACUACAAGCCCAGUACUAGCUACGGUGACAUGUGCGAUGGCAGAAGCCAGAUUCCUAUCAAAUCUCGGGGCGGACAGGAGAAUAGUGAUGGCGUGGAGGAUGGUUGACGAUGUCUCCAUAGUGGUCGGUUGCACCGGUGAGGAGGAGUCCUGGGAGAGAGCGGAGAGGAUUCUCCAGUCUUUCAAGAGUAUAUAUGAUGAAGAGUUGAAGCUCAUCCGAAAAGACGAAGGUGCUCAUACCUGGCAAUUCAUCGGAGGAAGGAUGUAUGUUAUGGCUGAGCCAGUCCAGGUACACUUCAUCCAGGAGACAAAGAACUGCGAAUCGUUCGCUGUGGGGGUACGCUCCGUUACCAAUCCAUGCAGGACUAUGCGAGUUACUCUGAUAAGCGAACUAAAAAGGGAGUUCUUUGGGCCACUUUUAAGAGGUUGUGGUACUCGUCAACGGCGCAGACCCUAGCAGCUAGUUCGGUGGCAUAUGCGAUGACAGAGAGUAUCCUCUGGGGCUAUGCCCCGGAGGUUUCUCUGGGGGCCUUGGCCAAAUUGGCCAAGGUUACAGGCUACGGAACAUUGAGGAAGUUGUGGGGAGUUUUCCAGUUAUUUUGGGAUCAGAAAAGGAUCCGUAGACAGGGAUCCCUGCAGAGACAAGGUUUUUUGACAAUUUUUCCUCAACCGCGACUAGGCAGGACCGGGCAGUGUAACUGCCGAACAGAUUUCGAGGCGAAGCGCCUUAAUAUU
Messenger RNA from Chara braunii, 1445 nucleotides. The record is from the annotation of a GenBank genome assembly. NCBI's taxonomy places the organism in Eukaryota, Viridiplantae, Streptophyta, Charophyceae, Charales, Characeae.